Anopheles stephensi (Asian malaria mosquito) is the source of this 529-nucleotide messenger RNA. It is a transcript of the gene Rpb10, whose product is annotated as DNA-directed RNA polymerases I, II, and III subunit RPABC5. The coding region runs from base 212 to 415 and encodes 67 amino acids. Lineage: Eukaryota; Metazoa; Arthropoda; Insecta; Diptera; Culicidae. The transcript has 2 exons. Gene Ontology annotation, biological process: transcription by RNA polymerase I; transcription by RNA polymerase II; tRNA transcription by RNA polymerase III. Gene Ontology annotation, cellular component: RNA polymerase III complex; RNA polymerase I complex; RNA polymerase II, core complex. Gene Ontology annotation, molecular function: DNA-directed RNA polymerase activity; zinc ion binding; DNA binding. The record is from RefSeq and is a predicted model, not a curated record.
GCUACGAAAUGUCAAAUAACGCGCUUGGAUUUGUUUACCCACGAGUUGGUGCUUCGUACGCUGGUCGAUUGCCUGCAAACGGAAUUCUUUCUACGUUUCGGAACGUGCUUAUCGUGCGAAUCGUUGAUCCCUUGGCCAGUUUACGCUUUGCCAAGCAAAUAUUCAUCUUGAUCGGUUUCGUACCGUAACCAAAAAACAAAACACUUACAACAUGAUCAUCCCGGUGCGGUGUUUCACAUGCGGCAAGGUGAUAGGCAAUAAGUGGGAAGCGUACCUCGGUUUGCUACAGGCCGAAUACACCGAAGGUGAUGCCCUCGAUGCGCUCGGCCUGAAGCGGUACUGCUGCAGACGCAUGCUGCUCGGUCACGUCGAUCUAAUCGAAAAGCUGCUUAACUACGCUCCGCUCGAGAAGUAAAGGAAGGAAACGAACGUCAGGGUUUAGCUGUAAGGGGUGCUACAUUUUAUUAGACUUUUGUGUAACUAAAAAACGGUGAAUACAUGUAAACGUUAUUGCGUUACUCGAAACGGG